Coprinopsis cinerea okayama7#130 is the source of this 1099-nucleotide messenger RNA. Its product is annotated as glucosamine-6-phosphate isomerase. The record is from RefSeq and is a predicted model, not a curated record. The transcript is spliced from 10 exons. Bases 1 to 1026 code for a protein of 341 amino acids. NCBI's taxonomy places the organism in Eukaryota, Fungi, Basidiomycota, Agaricomycetes, Agaricales, Psathyrellaceae. Gene Ontology annotation, molecular function: identical protein binding; glucosamine-6-phosphate deaminase activity. Gene Ontology annotation, cellular component: cytoplasm. Gene Ontology annotation, biological process: N-acetylglucosamine catabolic process; D-glucosamine catabolic process; N-acetylneuraminate catabolic process.
AUGACUUAUAUAUGCAAGGAUUGUCCAGUACCAGCCGUGGUUAAAGAUAGCCAUUGGGCCUGCUACACUCUUCGAUACGACCUCCACAACCCAUCCUAUUCGAACAUGCGUCUGAUAAUACGUGAAAACCCCAGCGCAGUCGGGGAUUAUAUUGCCAACUACAUCUGCAAACGGAUCAAUGACUUUGGCCCGACUCCUGAGCGACCCUUUGUCUUGGGACUUCCAACGGGCUCUUCACCUGUGCUGACUUACAGGUCGCUCAUUCGUCUCGUGAAGGAGGGGAAGCUUUCCUUCCAAAAUGUGGUCACAUUCAACAUGGAUGAAUACGUAGGCCUCCCUCGAGAUCAUCCCGAGUCGUACCACAGUUUCAUGUUUAGAGAAUUGUUCAGUCAAAUUGACAUCCCUCCGCACAACGUCAACAUGCUAAAUGGGAACGCCGAGGACCUCAUCGCGGAAUGCAACCGAUACGAACAGCGUAUCAAAGAUUACGGAGGCGUCGACCUCUUUUUCGCUGGAGUCGGUGAAGACGGACACAUCGCCUUCAAUGAACCCGGUUCUUCCCUGUCGUCUCGAACACGUAUCAAAACCCUCGCAUACGGUACCAUCCUCGCCAAUGCUCGUUUCUUCAACGACGACAUCGCCGCUGUCCCACACAUGGCCUUGACAGUCGGUGUUAAAACCGUACUUGAAAGUCGGGAGGUGGUCGUGAUUGGGACUGGACAACGCAAAGCCCUUGCAAUCGCCAAAGCUAUCGAGGACGGUGUGAAUCAUCUUUGGACUCUGUCCGCGCUUCAGAAUCACCCCUGGGCUCUGAUGGUCGUCGAUGAGGAUGCCACACUUGAAUUACACGUCAAGACCGUCAGGUACUUCAAAUCCAUCGAACGCGUUCAAGAAGAGGUGGAGAGGUCCCAAAUGGAGUUGAGGAAGAGGAAUGUGAACGGAUUGGUUGCCAAUGGCACGGUUAACGGGAUCGAAUUGGAUGGAGGGGCACAGGCUGCACAGCUGACUGCAGUCGCCGUGAAUUAGUUGCUAGUCUGGACCCCAGUGGAAUGUACAUCGCAAACUCGGUACUGAAAUCACAUGGAGGAGGAUUCGAUCA